AUGUCUUUCGAAACCACAGCUACCAUUGCCUCCUUUGGAGGCAAGCUUUUGAAGCUGAAGCACCAGUCUUCCAGCACAGGCACAGACAUGGCACUAAAUCUUUACCUUCCGCCACAAGCUCUGAAGUCAGGCGCAAAGGUUCCCGUUCUGUUCUACUUGUCAGGCCUGACCUGUACGGGUGACAAUUGUUCCGAAAAGGGCUUCUUCCAGCACGGUGCCAGCCAGAAGGGCAUUGCUGUUGUGUACCCAGACACCAGCCCACGGGGCUUGAAGAUCGAGGGCGAGGAUGAUGCGUACGAUUUUGGUUCCGGUGCCGGUUUCUACGUCGAUGCAACCAAGGAGCCGUGGAACAAGGGCUACAACAUGUACUCCUACAUCACGAAGGAGCUUCCCGAAGCUUUAUUCACGCACUUCAAGGAGCUUGACGGCAGCCGAAUCAGCAUUACUGGGCAUAGCAUGGGUGGUCAUGGUGCCCUAACAAUUUUCCUUAAGAACCCCGGACAGUACAAGUCAGUCUCCGCAUUUGCACCCAUUGCGAACCCUAUCAAUGCCCCUUGGGGACAGAAAGCAUUCAAGGGCUACUUCGGCGAGGACCAGCAGCAGAAGUGGAAGGAGCACGACGCGACCGAGCUCGUGAAGCAGUGGAAGGGUCCAUUGGACAUCCUCAUUGACGUGGGUACUGGCGACAACUUCUACAAGCAAAAGCAGCUUCUUCCUGAAAACUUCAUCGAAGCGGCUAAGCAGGCGGGCAACGACAAGGGCAUCAACCUGCGGUUGCAGCCCGACUACGAUCACAGCUACUAUUUCAUGGCCACAUUUGCAGACGAUCACGUGGCAUGGGCGGCGAAACACUUGGGAGUCUAUUUUGUCUCUGCUUCCCGCGGUGGGGAAAUGGAAGCCCAGGUCGAAAAUGCGAUCCAAAUCGCCUCUGACCCCACCUCAAGCCAGCAGCUGCGCGGGCAAGCGAUAGAAUACCUUAAUCAGCUGCGCACCGAAGGCUCAGCAUGGCAGGCAGGCCUUACGCUGUUCACACGCGAUCCUCGUGCGUCCGAGAUCAUUCGCCAUACCUCGCUCGACCUCGUAAACAACGCUAUGCAGGAGCAUCGUCUGGACGACCAGAGUUUGUCAUACAUCAAGGACACUCUCAUGAAUUAUAUUCGACAGACCUAUGCAUCUGGGAGCUCUUCGGCGGAUGCGGGUCACCUACAAAACAAAUUGAUGCAGACAAUCACCUACCUUUUCGUAGCUCUAUACCCGUCUUCAUGGCAAUCAUUCUUCGACGACUUUCGCGCGCUAGCUGGCGACCAGGCUACCAUCGGCAGUGUCAACUACACAUCGACAUUGCUUUACCUGAGGCUGCUGGCCCAGGUGCAUGACGAGAUUGCAGACGUUCUAGUUGCAAGACAGGAAGACGAAAAGAAGCGGAACACAGAGCUGAAAGAUCUCAUUCGCCAACGUGACGCCCAAAAAAUCUCAUUAUCAUGGCAAGAAAUACUGGCAAAAUGGAGGGAGACAGACUUUGGUCUCAUAGAGAUGUGUUUGAGGACCAUCGGACGUUGGGUCAGCUGGAUCGAUAUUUCGCUUGUGGUCAACGAGAGCAUGAUCAUGAAUUUUCUGCAAAUGGCAGGCCAACAGGGCAUCUCCUCGCCGGAAACCCCUGAAGGAAGGGUUCGAGAUGCCGCAAUCGAUACGUUCUCCGAGAUUGUCAGCAAGAAGAUGGGACCUGCGGACAAGAUACAACUGAUUGAAUUCCUCAAUCUUGGCUCAGUUGUAGGCCAGCUCAUCAGUAGCCCCGCCCUUGCCGACCAGAGCACAUCUGACUAUGACAAUGAUCUCGCCGAGACCGUAGCAAAACUUGUUAAUAAUAUCGUCUUCGACAUCGUCAAAAUUCUGGAGAAGGACAACAACGAUGAACAGACUCGUCAGCGUGCCGACGCACUCAUUCAGAUGUUCACGCCUUACUUGUUAAGGUUUUUCGCUGAUCAAUAUGACGAAGUCUGCUCAACAGUCAUCCCUUCUCUGACAGAUCUUCUCACCUUUUUCCGUAAGCUGCAGAAGAAGACUGGUUCCCUACCUUCUCAGUACGCGGCCAUACUUCCUCCCGUGCUCGAGGCGAUAAUUGCAAAGAUGAAGUACGACGAGGCGGUUUCCUGGGGCGAAGAGGGCGAACAGACGGAUGAGGCCGAGUUCCAGGAUCUUCGAAAGAGACUGCACGUCUUGCAACUAACAGUAGCAGCCAUUGACGAGAACUUUUACAUCGAGACUCUAAGCCGCGUCGUAAGCGAUACCUUCAGUCGACUGUCCACGGGCGGCCAUUCUGCAUUGGAUUGGCGCGACCUGGAUCUGGCGCUAUACGAGAUGUUCCUGUUUGGAGAAUUGGCCAUGCGUAAUUCAGGUCUAUACGCUAAACGCGAGCCAUCUUCUGUGGCUGCACAACGACUGGUGGGGAUGAUGAAUAGCAUGCUAGAUGCUGACAUUGCGAACUACCCUCACCCUUCCAUACAACUGCAGUACAUGGAAAUCUGCGUUCGGUAUUACCAGUUCUUCGAACAGAACUCCCAUCAAAUUCCUAAAGUGCUCGAAAAUUUUGUUCGUCUCACGCACAACAAUCACGUCAAAGUCCGCUCGAGAUCUUGGUAUCUGUUCCAGCGAUUAGUUCGACAUCUACGAGCACAGCUUGGCAACGUCUCUUACGACAUUAUUCAAGCUAUUGGUGACCUUCUCACCAUCAAAGCCGAGUUACCAGAAGAUUCCGGGGAUGACAUGUCAUCCGACGAGGAAGAUCAAUCCGCGGAUGCUCUGUUCAAUUCUCAAUUAUACCUGUUCGAAGCGGUCGGAUGCAUUGCUUCCUCAGGCACAGUCUCGACAGAGAAUAAGAAGCUCUACGCGCAGACUAUCAUGAGUCCGCUUUUCGCCGACCUGGAGCAAACAUUGCCACAAGCACAGAACGGUGAUGAGCGCUCGAUCUUGCAGAUUCAUCACAUCAUCAUGGCUAUUGGGACCCUUGCACGCGGAUACUCCGAUUGGGUCCCUUCCAGCAAUAGCGAGCUUCCGCAGAGUGAAGUAGCAGAUGAGUUUGCUAAAGCAUCAGAAGCCAUUCUCAUUGCUCUGAAGUCCCUCAAUUCAUCAAGCACAAUCCGCUACGCCGCUCGAUUUGCAUUCUCCCGCAUGAUCGCUGUACUCGGCUCGCGUAUCCUCCAGGAAAUUCCGUCCUGGAUUGAGGGACUCUUAUCGCUCAGUUCGUCUAUGGAUGAGAUCUCCACGUUCAUGAAAGUCUUAGGCCAAAUUAUCUAUACUUUCAAAGGAGAGAUUGCUGGUAUACUUGAUACGGUCCUCACGCCUCUCCUGCAACGCAUCUUCACCGCGUUAGCAGUUACUCCAUCCGGUACAGACGAUGAAAUCCAAUUGGCAGAGCUUCGCCGAGAGUAUCUCAACUUCAUAUCUGUGGUGCUAGGGAACGGUCUAGGGUCUGUAUUUGUGAGCGAUGUCAACCAGACAACCUUCGACACUAUCAUCACAUCAAUCGACACGUUUGCGAGAGAUACAUCCGAUUAUCCAACAGCCCGCCUAGCCCUCUCGGUGCUCAUUCGCAUGACCUCGGUAUGGAGUGGGCCAGACAAAGUGGGACCUGGCGCCAAUACGACUCCGACAAGUCCCGCCACAGCACCUAUUCCCGGCUUCGAGAAUUAUGUUGUGGAGCGCUUCUCGCCAUUGGUCUGGUCCAUUCCCACAUCUGCCGGUUUCAAUCCCAAGGACGCACAGGCGAAACAGGUACUCUACGAGGUCGCUAACCUCCAGGCCGAGAUCGUAAAGAAGGUUGGCGAGCCCUAUGUCGAACGGCUGAGGACGGACCUUUCGGGCAUGGGUGUGAGCGAGGAUGUGGUCGAUCGAUACCUACGAACCCUCGCAGGCGCGUUCGAAGGCGUCGAGAAGUUCAAGGAAUGGCGGAUUUUCUUUGCGCAGUUCGUGGGCUCAGCGCAAGGCUAG
Didymosphaeria variabile is the source of this 3987-nucleotide messenger RNA. RefSeq names its product pre-tRNA nuclear export protein (gene LOS1). The record is from RefSeq and is a predicted model, not a curated record. The coding region runs from base 1 to 3987 and encodes 1328 amino acids. The transcript has 8 exons. Gene Ontology annotation, cellular component: nuclear pore; nuclear matrix; cytoplasm. Gene Ontology annotation, biological process: tRNA re-export from nucleus; formaldehyde catabolic process. Gene Ontology annotation, molecular function: tRNA binding; small GTPase binding; S-formylglutathione hydrolase activity. Lineage: Eukaryota; Fungi; Ascomycota; Dothideomycetes; Pleosporales; Didymosphaeriaceae.